AUGACCAUCAAGAGCUCCGAAGUCAUCCUGGGAAGUAGUAACUACUACCACUGGGAGUACAACAUGCGGAUGACACUAGCCCGAAAGGGGCUACUGGCGCAUGUUGAGGUCGUGAAGCCCGAGCUCGAGAUCACCGAGGCGUAG
Peronospora matthiolae is the source of this 144-nucleotide messenger RNA. The record is from the annotation of a GenBank genome assembly. Lineage: Eukaryota; Oomycota; Peronosporomycetes; Peronosporales; Peronosporaceae.